AAACAACAACAAAAUAUCGAUAUUGUAAAUUGUAAUAAAAUAAUGUAUUGUUGCCUGUUGGGUUGAUGAAGAAUCAAGAAAUAGGUAUGGAGAAAUUUAAGAAACUAUUCCGAGCAUAAUAUGUAGAUAAUCGAUAUCCUUAACUUAGGAUUGAAUGACUUUAUAAGCAUCGCUUCAAGUUAAAAAUAUGGCUCAAGUCGAUCAACCAGUGUUUAUACUUCCAAAAAAACGUAGCGAAAAGAGGCAAAAUUUUUUAGCAGGUCAAGUUGAUCAUAUAAUAACUGUUCAGGGUGCGGAUGACUAUGAACUGCAACCAAAGUACAAAAAUGGUUUAUCACCAGUUUCUGAGCAUGUUGCAAAUGGAGUUAUUCAUUCAACCAUGGAGGGUCUUAAGUCCAAUAUGAAAAUAAAUCUACCAAUUAUUAAUGAUGAAGAAGUUUGUGAGCCCACUGAUUCUGAUCCACCUAUGGUUCUAAAAAAUGGUUAUCAACCAAUAUCAAACCUCAACAAUAGUCGUGAGAUUGUUGACUUAUCACCAAUAUAUGAGAACUCUUCUGAUGCAUGCUCCAGUCAUGGUGAUAUAAGGGAGGACAGUGAACUACAGAAAAGCUGUAAAAUGCUUAAUGAUAACUAUGAAAGUACAUGCCCAACACCAAAUAGUCUAUCACACACACAUUCUGAAAACAGUUUUGAAAUGGGGCCCAUGAAUGAUAGCCUCAAAAACAUUGCUAAACGUAAAAAAAGAGUUAAUAUUGUAUCCGAAACAGAAACUGAACACACAGAAACUGAAAUAACUGCCCUUCGUGUUGGCUCUGAGGCAUCACUUACUCCUGAUUGCUCACUUUCCGAAAGUAACUAUUUAACUAUGACAGGUACAAUCAAACGUGGAAAGAAAAAGGGUCAAAAUGUUGAUGUUAAGCUAAAUAUAUCUCGUGAAGAACUUGAAAUAAUUGAAGCUUCAAUUGUUGCUGAUGAAUAUAGCAAGAUGGAUGUUUCUAGAUGCUCUAUGUAUAACGGGCCACAUAUAUUUCUCUUCAGCUUGUUAUGUGUACCCUUUGUGGCAUGCAUCUCUGCUAUAUACUCAUUCUACAUAGGGACAUUGGCCUGGUAUAAUAUAUUUUCACAUGUUACUGAUGAGUUAAGCUGUAUAAAGAAAGCAUUCUUGGCACCAAUUGUGAUAUUGACAUAUCCAUUUUUGAUAGUAAUAUUUACUGUAGGCUUGGGUUUAUACGCAGGGAUUGUACAACUUACUUUUAGUGGAGGUAAUUGGUGGAAGGAUGUUUGCGACUUUGAAAAAGGUUUUUAUGGCUGGCUUUGUAAUGCAUUAGGGAUAUCUGAAUGUAGUCCAUAUGAAGUUGUUGUGCUUUUGGAUGUAAAGCCUUAAUUUACAAUACACAGGAUGCUGAGGAGUGAAAUAAGGUAAACUAGUUCAUACAAGCAUUAAUUAAAAAAACAUUACCACCGAACAGUAUAUUAUAACUAUUGAUAGAUAUUUAUUUGAACAAAAAUCCUUAUAUAUUUGAUCACUCAUGUAGAAACUAGUAAUUUUGGUUGUCAGCUACAGUUUAUUAUUGUCUUGUUUACUAUUAUUUUGAAGCUUGAUAAUAAUUGGUAAAAGGAAUCAACUGCACUUAACUAAAGACUAACAAAGUAUCAAGUUGUUUCAGUUGAAGCGACUUGGUCUGCUUAGUACCUAAAUUACUAUCAAAAUUAAACAAUCCCAAUAAAGAAUGUCACAGUUAUGACAAAAUUUGUGUGUUCAAAUAAUUAUUCAAAACAUUCCAUUGAAAGAAUUAUGAAAAUAAUCACGAGUUUAGUAGGAGACUAUAUAAAGAUACAUUAGGCAAAUAUAUUAGCGAAAUUAUUGUAGUACUGUUUAAACCAACAAUUGAUCUUAAAUGAAGAUUUGAUUAAAACACUACAAUUAAAUUUUUGUGAUCAAGAAAAUGAUUUGGGAAUUAAAGUUCGACAAUCGUGUGGUCCUCAAAGUUUAUUUAACUAGUUGAGUGGCUCAUAACUAAUGUUAUAAUGGGAGUAGUAAUCACCAACAAUCUAGUUACACCCAUUGAUGAUUGUAAAAAAAUUGGCACUAACACCAAGAGAUGUCUGUAUUGAUUUUUUAUUUACUCAAAUUCGGAAACUGAGUUAAGACUGAUUUGAACAUCUAAUUCCAUUAAUGUAAGGUUUCUAGUCAUUUUUUAUUAAUUAAUUUAUUUAAUCAUUUUUGUAAUUGAAAUUUACUUUUUUGUAAUUAAUUAAUUAAAAUAAUAAAUAAUCUAUUAAGGAACUUCAACUUAAACAUAGUACAUAUCAUUAUGGUUGCAUUCUGCUGGAUAUUUAUUUGAAUAAUUUUAUUACAAUCCUCAUGAUGUGAUGAAUGUUAUAUUUCUGAUGUUACAUGAGAAAAUAGGUAAUGGUGAUCACAUCCUAUGGUAUGUGACAUGACACACAACCUUAUUCUCUUAUUAAUAAUUAUUAUUUUCAUCUGUACAGUGGUGUAUCCAAAAGGGGCUAGAUGGAUUAACCCACCCUGCAUCUGACUACUGACAAAUUUAAAGUCAACUUGAUAAUUAUUAUUCUAAUUAGGCAAUCUUUUUACUAUCUUAGGGUAAGGUACAAUUGUCAUCAAUUAUCCUCAAUAAUCUUUUAUGUAUUGUUAACAUUCAAUUUCAAAGCCCACAUACCAACUCUGGUAGAUGGCAACUUAACCAUCAUUCAGGAAUUUGUAAGAAAUAACCUAAGUGAACUAUUUAUUUUAUUAAGGAAACUAAAUUUUGUGUUUCUUCAUUAUUAAUUUGUCAAAGCCCCUUGUGGAGUCAAGGUACACAUAAUGUCACUGUAGAAUGAAAACCUCUUAUGUCAAGGGAUUUACAGCCUUUUAAAUAAACUUGGUAUAAAGUUAUAACUAAUCAAAAACAAAGAAUAUGCAAAAUGUUAUAAUAUCAUUGACAACACUGUCAAUACAAUGGUAAGUAAUUAUGAAGUUUUCCGAAUGACAAGCAGUCUUACAAAUAAACACGGGAAACAUUAUAUGUCCGAAUUAACCAAUAGUAAGCAAAAUGUCUAAUUGUAAACAUUUUGCAUUUUCUUGGUGUAUGAUUAGUUAUAACUAUAUGCCAAUUUUAUUUGUAAGGCCGUUAAACUUUAAAAGAAAUUUAAAAAGUUGUUAUUUACGGCAGGAUUGCCUAAAUAGUUCAAUUAUUAAUGGUCUAUUGAAAUACAGUUUUCGCUCCAUUUUGUUUAUAGCAGGCAAGUGUGUGAUUUUUUUUCAUAAAAGGUAUUCAUUCUAGUGAUGAUAAAUUAAUAACAAUUAAUCAAAUUUUUGUUAUGAUUUAUUCAUCAUAAUAUAAUGUCAACUGAUAAGAGAUAUCCCAUGCAUAUUAUUGUACAAUUCAAAGGUUAUUAUUACAUAUUAUUUAUUAAUAAUAACCGCUUUGAUGCACAAAUUUGAACUGUGUUGCUAUUUUGUACUUUUAUAUUAGAUAUAUAUAAUAUCAAUUCUACUUCCCAUAUCAUCUUUAUACAAUUAUUAGCAAUUAACUGUGGAAACAGUAUUUGGAAGUGGAGUAAAUUCAUAUGAAGAAAAUAUAAUAUAGUAAAUUUGUUUUUGAUAUUCUAGCUAUUAGUAGUGUCAUAGAGGGAAUAGUUAACUUAUUGUUAGGUCCAAACUGUGUUCAGAGGCAUUCUUUAGGAGGACUAACAAUUAAGUUGAUGUUUAUAAAGAAACAGAUGCACGUAAAAGUAUUAAUACAAUUGAACUUUUAUCCAAUGUAUUCAAAUGCAAUUUUUAAAUGAAACAACAGUUAUAGUCCUGAAGAUAGAUGUACAUUUUUCAGUGUUAUCUUCUCUAUAUAACUUAUAGUAAUAUAAAAACAUAUUUUUUUGCAUUUGCUAAGCCAAGUGUAUUGACAUUAUAUAGCUUAUGCAAUAGUGUUAAGAUUUUCUAUUUAGGUUAAGUUUUGUAGUAAAUAUACACUGCAUAAUCAAAAUAUUAUAUUAUAGAAGACUGAUGUACUCUAGUCACUAUUGUGUCCAUUUUCUACAAAAUAUAAUAUUUUGCAAAAUAAA
Leptidea sinapis is the source of this 4068-nucleotide messenger RNA. Its product is annotated as transmembrane protein 169. NCBI's taxonomy places the organism in Eukaryota, Metazoa, Arthropoda, Insecta, Lepidoptera, Pieridae. The transcript is spliced from 2 exons. The record is from RefSeq and is a predicted model, not a curated record. The coding region runs from base 188 to 1384 and encodes 398 amino acids.